Messenger RNA from Gymnodraco acuticeps, 1605 nucleotides. RefSeq names its product isopentenyl-diphosphate delta isomerase 1 (gene idi1). Bases 128 to 985 code for a protein of 285 amino acids. Gene Ontology annotation, cellular component: cytoplasm. The transcript has 7 exons. The record is from RefSeq and is a predicted model, not a curated record. Gene Ontology annotation, biological process: isopentenyl diphosphate biosynthetic process; isoprenoid biosynthetic process. Gene Ontology annotation, molecular function: isopentenyl-diphosphate delta-isomerase activity. Lineage: Eukaryota; Metazoa; Chordata; Actinopteri; Perciformes; Bathydraconidae.
CCAGUGACCUCAGAAGCAGGCAGUGAAAGCUAAGUGGCUCGACCACAGUAUUUGGCUCUGAAAUAUCGUCGUAGACACAUGCAAAGUACGACAUUGAAUUCACUUGAAACAGGAAAAUUGUUUCGCGAUGGUGCGGGGAGUGUGGGCGGUGCUACGGAUGGUUUCCACCAAAAGCAACCCUGUGCUUAAAUCAAACGUACCUGGUGCUUCCAGAGUUGUUGCAUCUCUGCAAAGACAUAUCUACACUUCCUGCGUCAGAGCUAUUUCAAGUGAGGUAAAACCCCUACAGUCAGCUGUCAGAAUGCCUGGGAUAACCACAGACCACCUGGACGAGAAGCAGGUGAAGCUUCUGGCCGAGAUGUGCAUCCUCAUCGACGAGAACGACCACAAAGUUGGAGCAGACACCAAGAAAAACUGCCACCUGAACGCUAACAUUGACAAAGGUCUAUUACACAGAGCUUUCAGCGUGUUCAUUUUCAACAGUGAAGAGAAGCUGCUCUUACAACAGAGGUCUGACGCCAAAAUCACUUUUCCAGGCUGCUUCACGAACACAUGCUGCAGUCACCCUUUACACACAGACAGUGAGCUGGAGGAGAAGGACGCAAUUGGAGUGAGGAGAGCAGCUCAGAGGAGACUCGAGGCUGAACUGGGUAUCCCCAUGGAACAGGUGACACCAGAUGAAAUGACUUAUCUGACGAGGAUCCACUACAAAGCCCAGUCAGACGGUGUGUGGGGAGAACAUGAGAUUGACUACAUCCUGUUCAUGCAGAAGGAUGUGGAUUUGAGUCCAGACCCCAAUGAGAUCAAAACCCACUGCUAUGUGAGCAAGGAGGAGCUUCAGGAGAUGUUGGAGAAGGCAAAGCGCAAAGAAGUGGAGAUCACACCCUGGUUCAGCCUCAUCGCAGAGACCUUCCUCUUCAAGUGGUGGGACAACCUGCACAACCUCAAACAGUUCAUGGAUCACAACAAAAUCCACCGCAUGUAAAUAAAUCCACAUGGAGCCAUAACUUCAGUCAUUUCAAACCCUAAAGCUGUGUCACUGGCUAUUUGUUGCCAUGGUAGUAGCAGGUGAAAUACUUUUACACUGAAAAGGUAGAAUGUUUGUCAUGCUAAAUGCCCGAGGAAAUGUCGCUUCUGGUAGUCAUAUGUGCAUGUGAACUGAUGCAAGUAAAGUGACUCUUAGUCUUAAGGAUUUUGAAAAAAAUACAUCAUAUAAUCCAUUCUGAGUAGCUACACUCUGGAUUUACAGACUCAACAGAAAGACAUUAAACAUAUGUUAUUAGGAUGAAUAAUAAAUCCUAUCAAUGUAGAGAAAAGGCUAUUUUUUUUUAUACAAGAACUUAAGUGCCUAAGUCCAGGUUAUUAGGUUGAGAGCAGUCUAAGUACUGAUGGGAUGUCUCGGCAACAACUCACUUCUGUAUAUUGUCAAUAAUGAUUUCACUGAACAAGCUUUGCACUCUUUUACACAAUAAAGUGUUUGUGUUCAUUGGCAGAAGACGGCUGUGUUUUUGUAAUAGGGAGCUGUGAAAUGAUGGCAAAAGAACACCUUGGUGUCACCCUGUAGAAUUGCAUUAAAGUGUUAAAUAAAAUUCAAUUUGUAUUGUA